AUGAUCUCCCCACUCACCCUACUUACCGUCCUCGUUGGACUGAUUCCUCUGCUGGCCAAUGCGGGGAAGACGGUCUCCAUCUGGAGCAGUGGCACCCGGCCCGAGGACUUGGUGAAGUUCACCGUCGAGAAUGCUCGCUGGGAGGGUUCCCUCGAGAUUGCUGAGGGUUAUGAGUCAACGGAUAAUGCGUCCAAUGGCCGGUGGUGGCUCAAGACUUGGAAGGACGGCCAGGCUUCCAGCGCCGCCAACCGGCAGCCGGUCGAAGUCAGGUUCACAGCGGAUCUAGGCAGCAAAUUGCAAUUGGGCAUUGUCAAUUCGUGCUACCUGGACGGGAAUUCGACAUAA
Molecule: messenger RNA, 345 nt
Organism: Dioszegia hungarica
Lineage: Eukaryota; Fungi; Basidiomycota; Tremellomycetes; Tremellales; Bulleribasidiaceae
Exons: 2
Coding region: 1-345 (114 amino acids)
Source: RefSeq, a predicted model, not a curated record